AUGGAAGCGACGGCGGUGAGCUUGGCGAGGUCCGUGCUGGACGGCGUGCUGAGCAGCGCGGGCUCUGCGGUCGCCGACGAGGUCGCGCGGCUCCUGGGCGUGCCCAAGGAGGUGGAGUUCAUCCGCAACGAGCUGGAGAUGAUGCAAUCCUUUCUUAGGGUGGCCUCGGCGCGCCCCGACGCCGCCGCGCGCAACGACACCGUGCGGACCUGGGUGAAGCAGGUGCGCGACCUCGCCUACGACGUCGAGGACUGCCUCCUCGACUUCGCCCUCUACUCGGCCACCGUCUCCUCGUCGACGUGGUCCUGGCUCCCGGCCCCCCUGGCCGAACGCCGCCGCAUCGCCGCGCGGAUCCGGGACCUCAAGGCCAGCGUCGAGGAGCUGAACCAGCGCAACCUGCGGUACCACGUCAUCGUCGACCACUGCCCCCCGAUGCGUGGCGUCGAGGUGGAUGUUGGUCAGCAGCAGCUGCUCCCGGACCAGGACGUGCUCUCCGCCGCAGAGGUGGCGUUCCAGGAGUGGGACAUCAUCGGGCGAAGCAGCGAGAAGGCCGAGCUCAAGGACAAGAUCUUGGGCGGCGACGGCCCUAAGUUAGGCGUCGUGUCGGUGUGGGGGAUGGGCGGCAUGGGCAAGUCGUCGCUGGUGAGCAUCGUGCGCAACGACCCGGUGCUCCUCGACGCGUUCGACUGCGGCGCGUGGGUGACCGUGCCGCACCCGCUCGACAACGCCGACGAUUUCAGGCGGUGCCUUAGAAAACAGCUCCAGCUCGGAGCGGCAGCGCACGACGAGCCGGCGGACGCCAUCCGGGUCCGGGAGCACCUCAAGGACAAGCGGUACGUGAUUGUAGUCGAUGAUCUGCUCUCGCAGGAGGAAUGGACGCAUGUAUGGCAAGUCCUCAACUUCCACAACGGCAAGGGAAGCCGUGUAAUCGUCACUACGCGCCGCCAGGACGUCGCCCGGCACUGCGCCGGAAACGUUGGUGAGGGGUAUGGCCUUGUCUACGAGCUCAAGCCACUUGGGGAUAAUGAGUCCAUGAGUCUCCUGUGCAAGAAGGUCUACAAUACAAGUAAUUUUAAUUUGCCUGUUGAAAUGGAGGAGCAAGCUAGCCGUAUUUUAAAGAGAUGUCGAGGUCUUCCACUCGCCAUUUCCACGAUAGGUGGUCUCCUAGCCAAUAGGCCGAAGACAAGUAUUGAAUGGAUGAAGAUGCAUGAACACCUUGGAGCAGAGUUGGAGUCUGAUCUUCGCAACAUCACAAAGGUGAUUGUCUCAAGUUAUGAUGGAUUGCCAUACCAUUUGAAAUCAAUCUUCAUAUACCUCAGUAUCUUCCUUGAAAACCAAGAGAUCAGAUGCACCCACCUAUUGAGGCGGUGGAUGGCAGAGGGCUACAUAGCAAAGAACCGUGAUAUGCCCGUGGAGGAGGUAGGGGAACGUUUCUACAAUGAGCUUAUCAAUAGAAGCAUGAUCCAACCCUCAAAGAAGAAGAUUAUCCCUGGUGUGAGAGUUGCUCGCUGCAUGAUUCAUAGUAUGGUGCGGCAGAUCAUCCUAUCCAAGGCAGUUGAGGAAAACCAACUCUUCCUCAUUGAGAAGCAGUGCAAUGAGGUACCACAGAGUAAGAUACGCCACUUGGUAGUAUCUAAGUGGAAAGGCAGGGAGGAGAAGCUAGAAAACAUAAAUCUGUCAUAUAUUCGAUCAUUGACGAUUUUUGGAGAGUGCCCUGUUUCCCUCAUCUCUCCUAAAAUGCGGCUUCUGCGAGUGCUGGAUCUAGAAGACACAAUCAAUAUGAGGAAUGAAGACCUUAGGCACAUUGGGGAGUUGCCUCACCUUAGUUACCUUUCCUUGAGAGGAACAGAGAUUUCAAAGCUUCCAUCUUCUUUGCAAAAACUUUGUUACCUAGAGACACUAGACAUUGAAGACACAAAGGUGACAAAGCUCCCUCAUGGAAUUUUUAAACUUGAGAAGCUGCGUUAUCUUCUUGCUGGAGUGAACUUCUCAAAAGAUCUAUUGCAAAAGCUGGUGCAACCAGAGAUGAAUAACAAAAACACAAACCUGUUGGGAAACAUGGCACCUUUUCUAUGCUGCAAUAGAAUGGAUUAUUGCAAUAUUUCCAACAUGGACCAACUCAGUGUAAGGGCUCCUGAAGGUAUCGAGAAGCUAAGGGACUUGCAUAUGUUUGGUGCAUUCAAUGUUGGCCAGGGCAAUGGUGUAGGAGGGAGGCUCGGGAAGCUGACUAACCUGCAAAGGUUAGGGGUCACAGUCAUAGGUCUCACUGAGGAAGAAGGCCAGGGGUUGUGCCAGUCAAUAGAAAAGCUUGGUCGACUGCAGCGACUUGAGGUGCGAUCUCAUUCUCUUGAGUUUCUUGCAAAAAUGGAUGAAUCAUCAACACCGAAGCAUCUAGCUUCACUCAAGCUGUUAGGCAAUCUAUUCAUAUUGCCCAAAUGGAUUACGUCGCUCAAUGAUCUGGCCACGGUGAAGAUGCUAGGAACAAAACUACAACAGGGACAAGUUGAUAUCCUCGGAAACUUGCGCAGUCUCGCUGCCCUUUGGUUGUGGGAGAGAUCCUACACAGGGGAGUCAUUGUGUUUCAGUGCUGGUAAGUUUCCAAAGCUCAAGUUCCUUGAUAUUGAUUGGCUAGAGAAUAUUGAAACUAUGGAAUUCAAGGAUGGUGCAAUGCCUGAGCUUGAGCGUCUUUGGUUGAACAACUGCAAAGCACUAUCUGACAAUGGUGAGGGCUUGUCCGGGGUGCCGUAUUUGCCAAACUUGAAUGAGCUUCUUGUGAAGAAAUGUGGCGAGAAGGAGAAAUUGAUGGAGAUACUGCAAUGGCAGGUUAGUGAACAUAGGAGGCGCCCUAAGUUCCUAAUUGGCAAGUCCAUUUUACCUACAGCCUCAAAGCCAAGCACAAGUGCAUCAGUUGUACAGUGA
This is a messenger RNA of Triticum turgidum subsp. durum (durum wheat), 2919 nucleotides long. Lineage: Eukaryota; Viridiplantae; Streptophyta; Magnoliopsida; Poales; Poaceae. The record is from the annotation of a GenBank genome assembly.